AUGGAAGAAGGAACCGUUCCGCAGGAUGAUCGAUGGCUGCCGAUAUCUGCCUGUUCUGUGCGAACUCGUAUCCUGUUCGUUGGGUCGAACCCGCGCCUAAUCGAAACUAGUCUGAAGAGGAAAAGGCCAUGCGAUGGGAGAGAUCGACAGCAGUGGAGAGGGUCCGGCGAGGCAGGAAACGGGCGGUUUCAUCUGCUGGUUAGCUGGGUUCGAGACAGAUUAACCCUCCCUGACCCGGUCAGACACUGGUAUUACACCCGAUUCAGUAUGCCUGUUCUUCUCCCCAGCCCAAAUUUGAAUUUAAAUCAAAUUAUACCCGCUGUUGCAUCCCUCGUUUUCUUCUUGUUUGCCUUCUUUCGUCUUUCCUUUGCAGGUGGUUCGAGGAGGUAUCGCAUCUGGCGAGUUAUUGUGUCCGCCUUGCAGAUUCCCUGGCGAUCUGCACAUGAUCCGAUAAAUCUAUCCCAAUUCCCCUGGGAGGCUGUGGCGGCGCACUGUUUCGCGGUCCGCACUACCACCACCACACACCACCAUCAUUAA
Molecule: messenger RNA, 537 nt
Organism: Aspergillus eucalypticola CBS 122712
Lineage: Eukaryota; Fungi; Ascomycota; Eurotiomycetes; Eurotiales; Aspergillaceae
Exons: 5
Coding region: 1-537 (178 amino acids)
Source: RefSeq, a predicted model, not a curated record